UUGACGUCAUUAGAGCAAUUGUAAGACCCCCCUAAGGAAGCAAAGAGGAGACGGGGAAUAUAUAAAGGAGGAACGUUAGCUGUUCGACGGCUGCCACUGGAGCCCACAAAACGGAAAAGAAUCGAAAGUCGAGUGAAUGGCAGCAGCAAGAGUGCCAGUGUUAUAUCGCAGUGUCAUUGAAGAUGUUGUGGCUAAUGUACGAGAAAUAUUUUUGGAUGACGGAGUGGAUGAACAAGUUCUUAUUGAAUUGAAACAAGUAUGGGAAAAGAAGUUAAUUGAGUCAAAAGCAUUUGAACAAAGGGAUUCGGAUCCUGUUCUGAAUUCUGGAAAUGUUGUUACACAACAGUCUGUCAUUCAACGACAAUCUCAAGUACAACAACAAACAACAACUCAAAUUAAUCCUUCAGUGUGGUUAGCAGUUAUCCUUAGGCAUGGAAUUGCCAAUGUUUGUAGGAAGGAAGAUGAGAUAGACAUGAGUAGAGGAGAGGGUCAGAAAACUGUUGCCUUCACAAUGCCACAGAAAGUAACAAUAACUCUUCCUGCUCAUCAGAUAUCUCAAGCUGGACUACAAUCUGUUGUAUCGGGCCCUACCACAUUAACUAAUUUACCACCAGAGGUAGCUGCUACUCUGUUACAACAAGCUGCAUUGCAACAAGGUAGCAUUUUAAACACAGGCCAACAACAAUCAACCACUUUGCAGACAAGUGAUCAGCCAAUUGCAGGUAUUCAGUAUCAAACAUUAAUAUCCGAUCAACGACAAAAACAGUUAGUGACACAAGCCAACACAUCAACACAACAAGUAAGAACUAUUACUCAAGUUGAUGGCACCAAUGAUACUAGUGAUGACGAAGAAGAAGAAGAUGAAUUUCGUGAUGAUGAUGAAGUUUAUGAUGAAGAUGGGCAAAAUGAAGAAGAUAAUGACAUUCUGGCUGAAGAGGAGGAUCCGUUAAAUUCGGACGACGACGUCAGCGAGGAGGACCCCUCCGAUCUGUUCGAUACGGACAACGUGGUCGUCUGCCAGUACGACAAGAUCACCCGAAGUCGAAAUAAGUGGAAAUUCCACCUGAAGGACGGCAUCAUGAAUCUUCGCGGAAGGGACUACAUAUUUCAACGAGCGAUGGGCGACGCCGAAUGGUAACGUUUCCGGCCGGGCCGACUAUUCCUCCGAAGCAGUCUUUCACAAAUUAUUAAGAUAAUAUAAAACAAAAAAAAAAAACAACAAACAUCGUUUGGAACAUUUCGUAUUCCUUGUCACAAUUUCGCAUCGUCGUUUACAUCCCCGAAAGAGACACUCCGGCUCGCUGCUCCCGUAUUGUACAGUGACAGCCAAACACAUUAUUAUUAUUAUUAUUAUUAUUUUGCUGUCCGGCUAAUCACGUUUACUUUUUUUUUCUUUUGUACCGCUUUCCGUACUAACCUAUUUAUUGAUGUUACCCCCUUUGUAUUAAAGAAAGAAGUCUUCCCUUUUUUCGGUUCGUCCGGUAGACUCUCCGUAGAAUUGAGUGUGAUUAUGUAAAUAUAUAUAUCUUCGACGUAUUUCGUAUCGGAAGUGCCAAGUUACUGGCAAUAAUUUUUUUUGAAAAACAAAAAUUGGAAAGUUGGGCAUUAGGGUUUAUUACCGUAUGUAGCCUUUUUUUUCUUUCUUUUCCUCCCUCUUCCUCCUCCUCCUGUUUACUUUUAUGGGAUAAGAACUAUUCGUGUAUAUGAUUCUUUGUACAAAUUUGUGAGGAGUGAUGUAAUUCGAUAAUAAAUGUUAAUAUUUGAUAUUUAAGA
Centruroides sculpturatus (bark scorpion) is the source of this 1773-nucleotide messenger RNA. Its product is annotated as TFIIA-alpha and beta-like factor. Gene Ontology annotation, cellular component: transcription factor TFIIA complex. The transcript is spliced from 10 exons. Gene Ontology annotation, biological process: transcription by RNA polymerase II; transcription initiation at RNA polymerase II promoter. The coding region runs from base 137 to 1138 and encodes 333 amino acids. The record is from RefSeq and is a predicted model, not a curated record. NCBI's taxonomy places the organism in Eukaryota, Metazoa, Arthropoda, Arachnida, Scorpiones, Buthidae.